Molecule: messenger RNA, 2447 nt
Organism: Zychaea mexicana
Lineage: Eukaryota; Fungi; Mucoromycota; Mucoromycetes; Mucorales; Lichtheimiaceae
Product: acyl transferase/acyl hydrolase/lysophospholipase
Exons: 4
Coding region: 47-2320 (757 amino acids)
Biological process (GO): glycerophospholipid catabolic process
Cellular component (GO): cytosol
Molecular function (GO): A2-type glycerophospholipase activity
Source: RefSeq, a predicted model, not a curated record
GUUUCUUUCCAUUUCCAUCUACAAAAAGCAGAAAAAGCAGACAAGCAUGACCUGGCGUUACUGUUGGCGCAAAACUGCAGUUCCGGUGUCUUUUAAACCAACGACACUUGUUAUUGCUACAGCUGCUGCUGCUGCUGCUGUAACCAGCCAUUUAAGCCAAAACCACACAUUGGACUCUUCCAUUACUGACAACAACAACAAUAAUACUAAACGAAGAACGGUGGUUGAACUGGCCUUACCUUCACCACCCACACUGCCAUUACCAGCACGGAUCCUGUCACGCACAUUGUCAAUCACUUUGGCCGAACAGCAACAGGAUAACAACAACAAUGACAAGAAAAUAAGUUCGUUUUCUUCAGUCGAUGAAUUAAUUAGCCGAUUGUUUGCACGUACUACCGCCACCAGUGAUAACAACAAAAGUAGUAAUUCUUCCCCUUUACCAACAACGACUACACUACCGGCGUUCAAGUUUCCCAAGCCAAAAGAAGUGGAAGAAACCAUCUCAAGAUUGUAUCCAGCACUGGCGACACAAAUGGAAAAUAUACGCGAAAGUUAUGCCAAGUUUUGGGAUUUCUUGACCAUGGACGAGUUUCGACACAUGGUCGAAACAGCAGAAAAGGAAGCCAAGGAUCCAAUGCUUCAUCCUGAGGUGGAUAAAGAUGCAGCUGUGCGCGUUGGUUCUGGCUUAUGUGACCAGGAGUUGGCGUUUAUUGAGGCACGCAAAAAGAAACAAAAGGAGGCGUUUGCACGGUUCAUUGGCGUGUCUGUCCGUCAGGUCGAAUUAGAGGAUAUUCCCGUCGUGGGCAUGGCGGCUAGUGGUGGUGGAUUUCGAGCCAUGAUUGGCGUCGCUGGAUAUAUGAAGGCUAUGCAGGAUACGGGUCUUUUGGACUUGGUCAUGUAUGCAGCAGGCGUCUCUGGAUCAUGUUGGACGUUGGCACAACAAUACAGUCCGUUGACAGAAGCGAAAUUUGACAUAUUAUUGGACCAUCUGAAAAGCCACACGCAUGUCCAUCUUGCCAAUGUCAACAACUUUGUUGCAAUCCUCAACGCGUCGCCCAAGAACAGAGAAUUGAUGAUGCAGGGAAUUAUUGAGCGUUAUUAUCAGCAAAACGAAGAGCUCAAUAUCGUGGACGUUUUUGGCUUGCUUCUUGGCAGUGUCUUGUUGACAAAGAACGUCCAUGUCAACAAUAGUGAAAAGGCUGAUGAGGAUGAAGACAAGGAACAAGGCAAAGUAAAGGAAGAAAGCGGAUCCAUGGUCAAACCCAUUUUGCUCGAUCGAAACGCGAUGAAAAUGUCCAAACAGACCAAGUAUUUCCAGGACGGAAGUAUGCCUAUGCCGAUAUAUUGCGUUGUGCGUAUCGAUGAAGAGGACGGUCAUGACAAGGAUCUGUAUCAGUGGUAUGAGUUUACACCUUUUGAGAUGGGAACAGAGGAACUGAAUGCAUGGAUCCCGGUCUGGGCGUUUGGAAGACGGUUUUCUGAGGGCAAAAACACUCAGCGAUUACCCGAACAGACGUUGGGCAUCAUGAUGGGUGUCUUUGGCUCAGCAUUUGCAGCGUCACUAGCCCAUUUUUACAAAGAGAUUCGCGGCUUUAUGCCGACAACAGCAGUUGAAAAAGCCGACGAGAUGAUUGUGCGAUUUAAGGAUUCGAUGUCUGGAUAUUAUCCCAUAUCACCUGCCUGUUUUCCAAAUCCAUUCUAUCGACUAUCUGUACCUCACGACGCGAAAGAUGAUGGUCUUGUCGAGUCAAAACAAUUGGCGUUGGCGGAUGCUGGCCUAGAUAACAACAUUCCCUUUUAUCCAUUAUUGCGCGAGGGCCGAAAUGCCGAUGUCAUCUUGGCGAUUGAUCUAAGUGCCGAUAUCCAGACCUCUUCUCACUUUGAUCGUGCUGAAGGAUAUGUGCAACGACGAGGGAUCAGUGGAUGGCCCAAGGGAGCUGGCUGGCCUAAAAAAUCAACGGAUGAUAGCGAAACAUCGCCAUCGCUGUCGGAAGAAUCAUUGGGUACAUGCACGGUGUUUGCAUCCAAGACCUAUGAUGAUGAAGAAGAAGAAUCUGAGAAGCCAAUUACGGUUGUGUAUUUCCCACUGAUUAGCAAUCCCAACCAUGAUAGCACGUUUGAUCCACAGACAGCCGAGUUUACAAGCACGUGGAACUUUGUCUACUCUUCAACGCAAGUCAGCAAGUUGGUGGGACUGGCAGAACGGAAUCUGACGGAUAACGUGGACCAGGUGAGACAGGUUUUGCGUCAGGUAUGGCAACGGAAAAGAGCCAUGCGGUUACGAAAAGAAAAUAAGGAAGAUGUGUUUCGGAUUGCCUAGGCAGUAGCGGUAGCAGGGCUUAUGUGUAGUUGUUGUCGUUGUCGUUGCUGUAAAAAGAUACAUAGUAAUAAUAAUAAUAAUAAUAAUAAUACGUAAUAGAAAAUGUAAAUACAUAUAUAAAUACAAC